GGCAGAUUGAAACAGAACAAACCAGAAAACCAGAAACCACAGGCUUUCAGUAAAUAUAACAUUAUAAUAUCCUCCCUUCCCCUUUUAAUGACAGGCAGGAAGUGAGAUUCCCCUCCCCAGCCUGUGAGUGUAAAACUAAAGGCAGAGCAGUCCUGGUGGACCCGCCAUUUUGUUGAAGACCCUGGAUAAGCACUGUUUUCUUUACUGGAUACAUCACUGUAGCCUCCAUUUUCCCGGAGACCAAGGUCCCUCCCUCUCCAUGUAUUGGGGCUGCUGGAUUACAAACAGAGGUAACAAAAUAGAAACAAAAUAACGCAAACGGAUAUUUAGUGUCUUGUUCUAAUCUGCAUAAUAUAAAGAGAUGAGCUGUGCUGCUUCCUCUGGGAAUAGGGGCUUUAUUUAAUAAGGUGAUGGUUUAUUUAAUAAGGUGGUGAUGGUUUAUUUAAUAAGGUGGUGGUGGUUUAUUUAAUAAGGUGAUGGUGAUGGUGGUGAUUGUGGGUCACUCAGUGUUUAGAAUUAAUUAUAAGAAAAUAUAAAACCUGCCAGCAGACAGCAGCAUUAUUGUGGGUGGGGAGUAAUCUGAUACAUAAUUAGUCAUUAAACCAGGAAAUGAGCAAAGAGAUUUGUACAAUUUAGCCCCAAAUUUCUGAGAUGGACAAUGAUUCUUGAUAUUUUUCUUUUUUGUUUUAAAUGUGUAAUUUUUUCUUUAAUCCCCCCCAUUCAUGGUUUAUUCACUAAACUGUGAUGGGUGAAUUCAGAGUGGAAUAAUUAGACAAACAUAACUAAAUUAGAAAACCAGCUACGUUUUUACUUUCACAAUUUGAAUUUCUGACAAUUCACAGUGAAAAAGCCCAGGUUUGAAUGUGCCAUAAUUUACCUGUUUGAUUACAGUACGCAGAAAUCAUUGGUGUCCUGCAUGAAUUCAUACCUCCCAACAGUCCCGUGUUUGGCAGGGCAGUCCUGAAUUCAGGGCCCUGUGCUGCUGUCAUGGGUUUGCUCUCAGGUGUUCCAUAAAAGGCAUCUUUACAUCCUCUUUGGACAGCAUGCGUUAUUAGUAAACCCCUAAACCUCUGUCUUGGAUCCAGACCUGCCACUGUUUGGGAGAAAGUAGAUAUGGAGAUUUGAUAACCAUAACUGCAUGCAGUGCGUGUACUCCCAUAUCUAUGAGCUGAUAUAAAAGCAAAGAUAUCUCAAUCUGAAACACGUUAGGCCGGUUUUGUUCUUGUGAGAAGAUAGAAUACAUUUUUUUAAACCAUUUUAUUUCUACUAUUUUUGUUUUUCUUUUGUGGGUGAUGGUGGUGAUUGUGGGUCACUCAGUGUGUUCUCUUAGUAAAUCCAUAAGAUUUUGAGCGUAAUGCGCAUUUAAUCCUUUCGUUGCCAGGCAUGGAAAUGCACAGUAACGCAGAUUUUAAUAUUUUUGUGGCUGAGCAAAAAUGUGUUUAACCCGUUCACUGCUGAGCCAGAGAACUCACAGUACCGCAUUUUAGCCCCAUCAUUACCCGUUAGCGAGGUCACAGUAAUGCACUUCUAAAAGGCAGUAUGUAAUAAAGUGAGCUCAUUUUGUCUGAAAGGCAUUGUUUGGGACUGUUGCAAUAAACCUUCAAUAAUGGGUCUAAAUAUCUGGUAAUGGAGAUUAAUGCCUAAAGCAGUGUUCUCAGCCAUGACAAAUGUGAAAGAAGGUAGGAGAGCCUGUUGGUAAGUUACACCUACAAACCUGGCGUGAUGGAAGUGCAAUAUGCAUAUCUUUGUGUCUGUAUGACAAAUGACGUAUUCCUGGCUUAAAUACACUACUGAAUAAAACAUUGAAAUGUCAUAAAUUUUUGUUAACUUUUUUCCUUGAUACACUCUGUUUUUGUUAACAUUUUAUAUGGACGAUUUAGCAAAUGAAGUCACAAUACAGAACACACAUUGCAGAUGAAAGGAUCAAAGAUCAGAGCUAUUAACAAUUAUCAAACAGACAAUUAUCCAAGAUAGGCAAUUCGGUGCAUUGGGUAGCGCCACAAUUUUGAUAUGUACAGUGAUAAAUACAGUAUGUAUUAUAUAAUAAACAAAUUCUUUAGUUAAAAGUCCAAAAUGGUAAAACAAGUCCCAGAGAUAGAUAUGCACUUAUCAGAAGUAUUUUUCUACCAAGUGUCUGGGUAAUUCCUCAAUGGGCGUAGCAGGGUGGGUUCAGCAUUGGAGUCCGUAUGAAAUAACAGAAAGGAAUAGUAGAGUAGUAUGUUCUUACAGGGGAAAAUAAAAGGAAAACAAUAUAGUCCUACUCACGUUUUAUGGAGCUGUAACUAGCUCCAGUAUGAAUGGCAUACAGUGGUGCAAUCCCCACUUGCAAGGAUACGUGAGAAUGAAGUCUUUGUAGUAGGUGGACCAUAAAAAAAAAAAAAACCACAAUAGGGCUCACUGAAUAAAAUGCCAGGAGUAAGGAUAAAUGGAAAUGUACUCACAUUUGCCAGAGCAGACGGACUGCUCUAUGGAUCAGGCGUGGGUGGUAUAAUCCCCACCAAUGAUGUCUUUGGACUAGUACUCACUUCACUUCUACAUCCAAUAUCACUAAAAAAACAUGCCUCAUCAAAGACCUUAUAUGUUGCAAUACCAAAAAUGUUAUAUAUCUACUGGAGUGCCCAUGUGGCCUCCAGUACGUUGGAAUGACAACUAGGGACAAUUGGGUCUCUCUUUUAAAAACCCUUGCCCCAAAUGGAUUAAAUGUAGACUUUGACCUUUUUAAUGUUCUUUAUUAUUUUUAUUUUUUUUAAAUAUGCUUUUUCAAAUAUUCUAUGGAGAUAAUUCCCAUUUCUAUAGAUAUUUUUAUUCAUUUUUACCAUAUGUUUUAUGUUCAUAUGUAUUUAUUUUCAUUGUACUUAUCUGUAUUUUAUUUUUAAUCUUAUUAUUCCCUUUUAGCCUAGUAUACCAUGUCUAAAAAAUAUAUUUUAUGUUUUAUAUACGAAUACAAUGUAAAAGUCAAAUAUACCAUUUUACACAGUUAUACAUAUAUUAGAACGUCAAUUCUGGACUCUAAAGAUAACCAUAUUGCUAUAUUUUCUAAUAAUCAUGAAAUCUGUGUCUUCAAUAUCCCCUCCACUUUCCAAAUUCCAUAAUCUUUUUAUCAUCUGGCCCAAGGUAAGGUCUCUCCCUAAGACUAUUUGCCUGUUUAAAAAAUAUUAAUUUAUUAUUUUUAUCUACCCAGAACUAUUUUGUCUAUUUAAAUAAAAAAUAAAAAAUUUGACCACUUAAAUAUAUCUGUUUUUAUCACAUAUAAGCUUCGUUUUAAAAUAUAAAUAUAACCAAUCUAUUAAUCCCAUUUCUCUCAACAUAUAGAGUGUUAAUUUUUAAAGGUAUACAAUAGAUUAUCAUUAUGCUAAUGAAGCCGUUUUGGCGCCAAUUUCAAAUUGACAAUCCCUCAUUCCCCUAUUUCAGUGUUUCCCAACCCAGUCCUCAAGGCACACCUAUCAGUCCAGGAUUUAGGGAUUACAGGGUGUGUCUAAGGUGUUUUUACAAAGAAGAAAAAAAAACACCUUAGACACAACUGGGUAAUCCCUAAAUCCUGGACUGGUAGGUGUGCCUUGAGGACUGGGUUGGGAAACACUGCCCUAUUUAAACCCUCAUAUGUUAGAUCUCUCCUUUUUAUCUCCACUUGAAGAAGCCCUAGAGGCGAAAUGCGUGGUGGUUACUAUUUAUGCUGUUUUAACCUGUGUUUUUAUUAUUGUAUGAAUAAAGGUACUUUGGCUUAUUUUACACUUUACUAGAUUGUGUCAUUUUACUCUUUUUUUUUUUUUUCUACAUUUUUUAUUUACCUCAUACUGCCUGGCACCUGAUUUUUAUCUCCAGUGAGUACUACUCCAAAAACAUUCUUGGUGGGGAUUAUACCACCCACGCCUGAUUCAUAGAGCAGUCUGUCUGCUCUGGCAAAUGUGAGUAGGUUUCCAUUUAUCCUUACUACAGGCAUUUUAUUCAGUGAGCCCUAUUUUUGUUUCUUUUUAUUUUAAUGGUCCACCUACUACAAAGACUUCAUUAUCAUGCAUCCUUGCAAGUGGGGAUUGUACCACUGUAUGCCAUUCAUACUGGAGCAAGUUACAGCUCCAUAAUACGUGAGUAGCACUAUAUCGUUUCCUUUUAUUUUCCCCUGUGAGAACAUACUACCUUAUUAUUCCUUUCUGUUGUUUCAUACAGACUCCACUGCUGAACGCACCCUGCUACGCCCAUUGAGGAAUUACCCAGACACUUGGUAGAAAAAUACUUCUGAUAAGUUCAUAGCUACAUUAUCUCUUGGACUUGUUUUACCAUUUUGGACUUUUAACUAUAUAAUUGUUUAUUAUAUAAUACAUACUGUAUAUAUCACUCUACGUAUCAAAAUUGUGGCGCUACCCCUAGCUCUUUCUUUUUUUCUGUGUUUUAUUUCCAUUAGUAGGAAAAGCGAGAUCCCUACUCUUGGGGUUAGCUGCCAGCCUCUUUUCACUCCUUCUAGUUAGAUAUCUACAGCGCUGAUCCAUCCCUCUUAAUUAGGUGCGUUGCUGCGGGUUACCAUGGCAACACUCUGAGGAGCUCACAAGAGGACUGAACUCUACCUACAGCCAGAGGAGCUGCAGGCUGGAGUUCCUCACUGGACCACCAGAGCUUGCAAUGUCCUACUCCCAGAGAAAAAGGUAAGAAGGGAGAGGGAUUUAAAUUUGUUGUAUUUUAUUUAUUUUUUAAUAUAAAAAAUGCAUAUUUGCUCCGAACCCCCCACACACACAACAUAUAGGAUCUAUACCAUCCAACACUCUCACCCCUCACAAAUACACACUGUACCCCUCACACACACAAGCCCUGCUUUCCAUUCACUUACCCAUACACACUGCAUCCUUCAUACACACUGUCCCCUCACACACACAAACACUGCAUCCCACUCACUCACUCACUCAUACACACUGCAUCCUUCAUACACACUGUUCCCCUCACACACACAAACACUGCAUCCUUCAUACACACUGUCCCCUCACACACACAAACACUGCAUCCCACUCACUCAUACACACUGCAUCCUUCAUACACACUGUUCCCCUCACAAACACUGCAUCCCACUCACUCACUCAUACACACUGCAUCCUUCAUACGCACUGUACCCCUCACACACACAAACACUGCAUCCCACUCACUCAUACACACUGUACCCCUCACAAACACUGCAUCCCACUCACUCACUCAUACACACUGUACCCCUCACAAACACUGCAUCUCACUCACUUAUACACACUCCAUCCUUCAUACACCCUCCAACCAUUUAGACACUACAUUCCUUAUACAUACUCUACAUCCCCUAUAAACACUGCAGAUACACUAUGCACACACUAGAUUCCCUGUAUACAAAAACACACACUGUUUCCUAAACAUACACUCUACAGUCCCUACACAUACUUUGUCACAAAUCCCCCCCCCCACACACACACACACGUUACAGCACUUCUAAACACACACUCUUUACAGGCCCUAGCCACACACACACACACACACAAUACAACAAGGCUUGACAAAUUUGCUUUGAAUCUAGGAGCCAGCUAAAAAAGUUAAGAGCCAGGAUUUUUUUUGACUUAACAAAGCUUUAUUUUCAACCACAAAAAUACAAUUCUUAGGGGCGGAGCAAGCAGAGCAACAGAGAAGACAUACUCUCCUGAGCUGUCAGCCUUAUAUUAAAGGGACACUAUAGUCACCAGAUCAACUACAAUGCCGAUUUUUGUCAAUCCAAUGCUUUCCCUAUGGAAAGAGUCGCCACUUUGUACUCCUCCAUCCCCAGCCCUCACCCCGCUUACCUCAGGGGCCUCUCUGAUCUGCUGUAGAAAGGGCUCCAGCGUGAUGGCGGACAGGAGGGGCGACAAAAGGCACCCCUGUCCGGUGCAAUUGCAGAUUGAAAAGGUGGCACUGCUGCUUCCCGGAAGCAGCACCUGCGCCCAGAGAUCCCUGUAAAAGGCCCGAGCCGCCCUCACAAACUGGGCCGGAAAUCCCCAGUGUUUCAGGAGCGCGAACAAGUACGGCCAUUCAAACUAGUCAAACGCCUUCUUCGCAUCUAGGGAAAGGAGCAGAGAAGGUGUCCAAGACCCAUCCAUGUACCACACCAAAUCUAUGACUCGUCUCAUAUUUUCGUACAAUUGGCAUUCAGGGUUAAAUCCGACCAGGUCCGGAUGGAUCAGUUCCUGCAACACGGGCUUCAAUUUGGUCGCCAGAAUCUUCGCGUCCACAUUGAUCAGCAAUAUCGGCCUAUAGCUCCCCACCUCCUAAGGGUCUUUCCCCUCCUUUGGUAGCACAAUAUUGGCCACUGUCAUCUCUUGUGACAAAGGUUCUCCCGCUAUCCCCGAAUUAAACAGGGUGGCAAGUCUUGGCACCAGUACUUCGCUAAACGUCUUAUAGAGAGCUUCAGAGUGACUGUUCCCAAUGAAUAAUGUGCUAGAGGACAGUGCGUUACUUAGGCAGUACCCUCACCCCCCACGGCCCCCACACAACCAGGAAGGCAGCCGGGGCUGGGCCAGACCACCCGGGGUACAGUAGCCCCCAGGCAGCUGACCAGAGCACCCACCCGCCAACCCAGUUGACCGCGAACGACGGGGAGCAAGAGCGCCAGGCUGUCGUCCCCCUCGACAGCCCCCAUACCGCCCCAUGGAAAAGGGGGAAGCCAGCACCCCCACAACAUUAUGGGCCUGCACGACCUGCUCCACGUGGGCCUCCAGCUCCGCUGUGCCAGUACCGAUGGCUUGGAUCUCAGCUUUGAUGGCCUGCGCUCCUGUCUCGAGCUCCUCUGUGAGGUACGUCUUGUCUGCCCGUAUCUGGAGCAGAAUGCAGGUAGUAUAGUCUGAGCAGGGGAGCGAGGUAUCCGACGCCUCCUCAAAUGGGUCGUCUGCACAAGGGCUUCUCUGGGCGCCAUCUUGGGUCCGCCUAGGGCCCCUGCCUGGCUGUGAGAAAAUUGGAGCCACCGUCCAAGUACUUGCGGGUCUGCUUCUUCCCGCUAGCCUUCAUGCUGCAGAGUGCCUUCCCAAGACAGGGUGGGGAAAUAAACAAAGGUUCCCAGGCAAGGUUAGUCUGCCUUAACACAGGAGCUCACGGACUAUGCGACCAUCACGGUCGACAUCCAGACCACGCCCCCCCACUAUUCAUGUCUUCUGCUACUUGUUGUCCAAUCUGUUUUCUUCUAAAUCCCCUCUUUUCUGCAUGGUCUUGUAGCGGUACUUACCUUACCCGGGGGCCAGCCGAGGUCCUCACUUCCCGCCGCGCACAGCUCCCAAAUGAAGGCGGGCACGGACCGCGAGAUGCGGUCACAUGUUCCGCCUAGCUUUAAGAGCGUGCUGCGCGUCUUGGGCACGCUCUUAAAGGGGCAGUGGGAGCCAAAAAAUUAAAUGUGCUCCCAUUGGCCCCUGUCAUCCCACAUUCCCCAGACACUCACAUUUUGGGGGCGUGGAUAUGACAGGGGCCAAUCAAAGUAAAGUUUAGGGUAUUUAUACUUACCUCUCCCUUAACUCCCUGCCCUAUCGUGGUUUCUGCAUCAGUUCCCUUUAGCGCUUGUUGUGUUCAGUUGUGAUUUUUGUACUUGACCUUGGCUUUGUAUCUGACUCCGUUUAUCUCUCUAUCCCUGUUUUGUCUUGUAUGCUGGCUUACUGACUGCUGUGUACCAGACCUUGGCUAGUUUUUGUUCUCGCUGUCUCUUUGUUCCCUUGACCUCGGCUUGUUCUUGACUCUGUCUAUUCUCUGCUAUACGGCGAGUCCGGCCAUUCUAAGGUCCGGUAAGUCGUAUCUGCUCUAUCUGUCGAUUGUUGAACUAAAUCCUGCGUGUAGGGGUAAACUACCGUGACAGGUCUCUAGUUCAUGAACUGAUCGAGAUCCACCCCCUCCGCUGCUUGCUUGUCAUUUUAUUCAUUGAAUGUAUACCAUUCCCAGCUCGCCAUCCCCCUGCAUUCCUUGUCCAACAGAUUGCUAAAUUUGGGCGUGCCUAUGUACUAUGUCUCUUGAAUUCCAGUAAGUGUUGGAGAAAUACCUAAAGGUAUUACAAAUAAUCAUUUUUAAUCAUUGAAAAGAGCUUGUGGGGUUAUUUAUGUCUAUAUUAUUUCCCUCUCUACUUUCUCGCUAAGAAGCAGGUCAGUGUGCAUUUCCCAGUCCAUGUGCGUUUGAUUAAGAUAAAUGCGUGCGUGAAUGUCUAUUGCAGCUCAAAAUGUUUGUAUUCUGUGCAGGAUGCAGAAUUUCAAUGAUCUCCCGGAAGAUGUCGUGCUGGAAAUUCUCUCAUUGGUCCCCAGUACAGACCUAACCCGUAGUUGCCGACGCGUCUGCUCUAUGUGGAAGGACCUAACUGACUCUCCAACUCUGUGGAAGACAAAGUGUCAGCGAAUGGGAUACCUCCCUAAAAACUACGAAAGAUAUCCCAGUGACUGGAAGAUUUAUUAUCGUCUCUCCAGCUUAAAAAAAAACUUACUGAAAAACCCAUGUGCUUUAGGUAGGAAUCCUGUCUACAUUCUAUGAGUAACAAGUAAGGCAUUUUAUCAACCUCUUAGUUUACUUUAAUUGGAAAAAAUAUAUAUUUCCUAUAGAUUGAUAGAUCAUGCCCCUGUAGUCUCACUGCUCAAUUCUCUGCCAUUUAGGAGUUAAAUGACUUUGUUUCUGCAGCCAUAGCCACACUUCAAUGCAUCAAUACAAAUCCCACACCCUCACCACCAGGUGCAGGGCCAGCGCAUCCUAUAGGCUAAGUAGGUGGCCGCCUGGGGCGCCUACUUAGGGGGGUGGUCAGACAAGCAAUAAAAGUCACUGCUGGUGCCCCCCCUAUCAAGUGGGAUUGAUUUUAUAUAUAUAUAUAUAUAUAUAUAGCAGGUCGGGUUACCGGGCACUAGGGAGCUCUUACUUGUAGACUAGCACCAGGUACAACGUUAGUCCAGCAUUCACCACAGUCUGCUAAGUCAGGACCCCUCUCCCAGUCAAGCAACACGGCAGCGCAGGGGCACAUCAUUCACUUGCUUCUGCCCCUUGCCCUGUACGUGGGAACAAGGGAGCGGGAGAAUAACAGGAAAUGGGGCUUUGGGAAAAAGUGUUGGCCGCCAGCGCAGUAAAGAAGACAGGAAUGAAGAGCAAAGUGCAAUGAAGGUAAGAGAGAAUGCACAGUGUGUUUCAUAGAAUGUAUGUCAGUAUGUUUGUGUAUGUCAGUCUGCUUGGGUCAGUCUGCUUGUGUGUGUGUGUGAAGGUAUGGGACUGUGUGUGUCUGUUUGAAGGUAUGGGACUGUGUGUGUGUGUGUGAAGGUAUGGGACUGUGUGUGUGUGUGUGAAGGUAUGGGACUGUGUCUGUGUGUGUGUGUGAAGGUAUGGGACUGUGUGUGUGUAUGGGACUGUGUCUGUGUGUCUGCAUGGGUCAGUGUGUGUCUUUAUGAGUCAGUGUGUAUGUAUCGAUGUGUGCAUGCGUCAAUGUAUAUGUAUGUGUGGGUCUGUGUGUGUGUGUGGAGGGGGGUCUGUAUGUGUGUAUGUCUGUAUGGGUCAGUCUAUGUAAGUCUGCAUGAGUGGGUGGAGCAAAUGGGGCGGUAAAAAUAUUUUCGCCUAGGGCGGCAAAAAUUCUUGCACUGGCCCCGACCAGGUGCACAAUGUGGUAAAAAAAAACUUGUCCUAGAAUUUAACAAUACAGCUUCCUCUGGAGAUAUCUCAGGUAGUAUCAACCAAAAAUACAAUAUAAAGAGGAUGCAGCUGUAAAUCUACAAAACAAGAACACUAGUAUAGUUUAAUACAGUACAGCACGUUAAUACAGCCCAGCCAGAAAUGCACUCACAAGAAGGUAGAUGGUAAUGUCACCUUAAGGUGCCUCCCCUAGGAAUCCCGGGGGGCCAGUCCACGUCUGUUCCAGUUUUGGCAGCAGUCCCUACAUACCCAGGACCCAGACUCCAAAUUUUAUUCCAAAAAGAUUAUAUGAACAAGUAUAAGUAAUAAAAACAAAUAAUAAAUAAGUGGGCAGUCCUACGCGUUUCAUCACCAAUUGGGACUUCCAAAUAGUGAAGCAACAUAAAACCUAAAUAAAAUAUAAUCAUUUUUAACAACCCACUGUUGUAAAAAUAUACUAACAACAGUGAGUGGGAGAAGGUUACCACCAACUGGACCACCAAUGGAAGCUAAAGAUAAGCCCUAUAAAACCAUGGACAUUGCAGGGAGGAAUGUAUUCUGCCCGUUUUCCAAUAUGUUUUCUCUUAUUGCAAUUUGUUGUGAUUUAGAUUUUUAUCUCUUGUUUAUUAAUAGCUGUUACAGCCUGCAGCAGCCUCCUGUGUGUGAUUAAAGUUCAACUAACAGAGAAGAUGAUAACUUCUAAAGUAAACAGACUUUGCUGUAACAUCUGAUGGAAAAUGAAACAUUUUGUUUUCAUGCAGGCUGUGCCAGUCACAGCCAGGGCAGGUGUGACAAGAGCUGCAUGGACAGAAACAAAAGGGAUUUAACUCCUAAAUGGCAAAGAAUUGAGCAGCUAGACUGCAGGGGCAUGAUUUGUACACCAAAACCUUUAGGACGUACCAUUAUGUCCUAGAAAGCCAGGGCAUAAUGUCUUUAGGGCAUAUUGGCACUUCCUAAUGUCCCGUUGUGAGCAGGGCAAAAUUUUGUGUCUUCAAACUGGUAGAUGAAAAACAUGCAUAAUUUAAUACAUACAUGUGUUCAUUGGAGGUAUAUCUACUAAAUUGUGAUAUUAUUUUUUUAAAUUUGGGAUGUGGUGUUUCCUUAAGUUCUUAAGGGGGUUUGGAGAACUUCUUUAAACAUGGGGUUCUUCCUAAUGUCCCGUUGUGAGCAGGGCUAAAUUUAGUGGCUCCAAACUGAUCAUACAACCCUUUCAAAGGGCACGUACAUCCCUCCCAGAUAAAAAACUGUGGUGAGCAGAGUUAAAUCUUUGCUCAACCUGGAAGACCCCAAAUAUCAAUCAAUACCGGAGUCUCCUCUCUGGGAGCUGGGGUCAUAUUGAUGAGCAGUGCUAAUACAGCCUGUGAGCGUUUUACGCAACCUUUUAAAUUUAUUUAAAUCCCUGAUCGCUCAGUCAAUGUAAUUCCUUGGCUGCAGGGUGUCCGAGGAAGACCCCCAUGGUCUAAAAAGAUCCUGACAUUGUCUCCCUGCAUGCCCCCUCAGAUUAUGAUCGGUGUUGGUCUUGACAAGUUGCUCAGGGAUAGCAUGUUGGGAAGCAGCAUGAGAGGGAGAUCUCCCUAUCAUGCUACAAAAACAUGUGUAGGGGUAUUGUUAGGGUAAUGUAAAUGUUAAUUCUUGAUUAGGAUUACUGCUUUUUUGGGGUUAGUGUAGUGUUAAGGUAUACAGUUAGCUAGUGUAAGCUUAGGGGUAGAACUAUUUGGUGAGGGGGAGGAGGGUUGGUAACGGGUUAGCAUUAACUACCAAAAAUGGAUUUAGAUCCCAGAAAUUUGAAUUAACAAUCAGGACUCAUACGUGAGUCUAUUUUGAUGUAUUUUUCUUUAGUUGUGCUGGAUGUGUAAUAAGUAUUUAUAUUUUUUAGUGAGGUCAGUGACUGGUAUAGGGGAAGAUAAUUGGGGUUUAUUAUCAUAUGUACGUUUGUACUAGCUAAUACGUCUAGCCCUGUUUCACAAUUCUUGCUUUAGACAAUAAUUCCCAGUAUUUACCAAAUUAGUUCAGAGAAUAAACCAUGAAUAACAGUCCUAUUUAUAAUAAUGAAAAGUUUCAUUUUGUGGCUAUAAAUAUUUAUAAAGAGCAAUUCUCGGGCAAAGGUCUAAAAAUGGAGCAACCCUUUAACAUUCCAUUGCUUGUCAUGGUGUUCAAUAACCCCCAAAGUUUGGCGAUACUCCGUAAGGGCCUUCCAUUUCAAUUAAUUUAUUUUCAUCCUCUAGUUUUGUUUUGCUUUUCCAGAAAAAUUUAAACACUGGAAAAUUGAAGAAAAUGGUGGAGAUAGGUGGAAGAUAGAAGAUUUGCCUGGAGAACAUGGUCAGAAUAUCCAUGACGAAAAAGUAAAAAAGUAUUUUGUAACCUCAUAUGGGUAAGACCUCCACUGUUGCAUUCAUAAUUGUAUAAAUCUCCUGCCACUUCUGUAUGCUGCAAUUCGUUUUAAUAUUAUUGUUUAUUGUGUGUCCAAAUGUUCAGCUGUUACAAAUUCCCCUACAGAACCAUCAAUAAAGUGCAGUUAAGUGUCAAGUGCCACCUUAAAUGAACAGUCCAUGCACCAUAACUACCGCAAGAGAAUGUGUAAUGUUGCCCUGUCGUGUCGCCUCCUCCUCCCCCCAACUUAAAAGGACACUAUAGGCACCCAGCCCGCUACAUCUCAUUGAAGGGGUCUGGGAGCAGUCUCCCUGUUCCACUUAGUCCUGUUUACAUUGCAGUGCCAAGACACUCUCUGGUGGCAAGCACUGUUUUUGCCGCGAGGCAAACAAUGCAUUUGCCUUGGUAGGCACUUUCCACAGGCGGCAAAAUAUGCUGCCCCAAAUGCCCAGGCAAAUGCCUUGUUAGCCUCAGGGCAGGCAGCUGGCUGAGCUGCGGGCGGCAAGGGAGUGCUGAUUUGUGAGCUCUCCCUUGUGUGCCGCAGAGUGAUUCCGGGAGCCGGAAUAUGACGUCCGCCCGCCUGGACCUGAACUGGCCGCCCGCCUGCCUGCCUUCCUGCCCAAAAAGCCUGGUCAGUAGCCCCACUGGACCCCAGGUAAAAAAUCCAAAGGUAGGGAGGCUGGGCGGAUUUAAAUUAAAAUGAGAAAAUUAUCUGUGAGUGUAUGGGGGAAAUGUCUGUCUGGCUGGCUGUCUCAGUGAGUAUGAGUGUGUAUCUAUCUGUGUGUGUGUGUCUGUCAAUACUCACUCAGACACACACUGACAGACACACACAGUCACUCAGACACACAGUGUCUUAGCACUGCAAUGUUAACAUUGCAUUUUCUCAAAUAGUGCAGUGUUUUACAUUGCAGGACUGUAUGUCUGUCAGUGUGUGUCUGUGAGGGAGCCAGUGUAUCUGAGUGAUUGUGUGUAUGUGUGUGUAUCUGAGUGAUUGUGUAUGCCUCUGUGUGUGUGUGUGUGUCUGUCAGUCAAUGUGUGUGUUAGUCUUUAACAGGAAGAGGUGUGGCCUUGACAGGAAUGGGUCGGGCAAAUUUAAAUUUGGGGGUGCCAGAGUUCCAUCAUGCCUAGGGCAGCACAGAUCCAAAAUGCACUACUGCUGGGGGCUGUCUACCAAACUGCCACUAGAAACUCUUCCGAGAGCUUAGGACAUCCAGCAUCAGUGUAAACCAAACAUUAUAAAUUGAGCCAACAUUGUAUUCCUAACGCUAUAGAUUCCCUUUAAGUAGUCAGAAUAUUUGGUAACAGUUUGACUUUUUACCAGUCUGCCAUGAAUCAGUCCCUGCCUUUCUGCAGCCGGAAUUCUCACUUUGCAAUAGAGAGGGAACGAUGCAAUCUCUUGACAAAGCAUACUGUAGUGGUUAUGCUUCAUUUAAAGUGGCACUGUCGCUACCCUUAUUUUGGCACAACACACUGUUAGCUGAAAGAUUGCAGUGGGCUGGGCUUUUUUAUGUAGAUUUGUUGGGUUUGUUUUAUUUUUAUAUUGUGUUCCGGACUGUCCUGGCACACGUAUUGUGAACCAAGCCAGAGGACACAAUGCCCACUACAUUAUAAUGUCACAGUGAUGGGGUUAAGCCUGCUUCUGUGCCUCAUUAUAUCAGUUUAAAGAUUUUAGUAGAUCCAUAUUCAUCAAACAAGCUGUAGUAAAGUGAUCUUUUAUUAUCAUUUAAGGCUUGGGGCAGUUUUCCCUUCAUUGCCCAACCAUGUGCUAGUCGGUGUCUGUAAUAUUCAUGUAGGGAUUGGUCAGUAUUGUUUGCUAGAACUUUUUACCAGAAAUGACAGAAAUGUGGUUUUGACACUAUGUAUGUGUUAUGUAUGAAGCGAGAAUUCUCAGAUGAUAAAUUAUCUCCAGCUACUGCUUUCAUUUUUGGUUGCAGAAUUCUUAAAGGGACAGUAUAGACAGGAGUUCUCCCCCUCUCCUCCUUACAACUUUUAAAGGACCACUAUAGGCACCCAGAUCAUUUCAGCUCAAUGAAGUGGUCUGGGUGCCAGGUGCUCCUAGUUUGAACACUGCAGUUGAAAACAUAGCAUUUUCAGAGAAACUAUGUUUACACUGCAGGGUUAAUCCCUGACAGCCACUACAGGCCACUUCCGUGAUUUACACAAAGUAAAUCGCACUUAAUUGACGCAAAAAUACCAUAGGAAGACAUUAAGUAAUGCUUUCCUAUGGGCGGGUUUGAAUGCGCGUGCGCCUCUGGCCGUGCAUGAGCAUUCAGCUCCACUCGGGAGCUGAUGUUGAUGGAGGAGGAGAGGUCACCAGUGCCGAGGGAGCCCGGCGCUGGAUUAAGGUAAGCAAAUAAAUGGUUAAUCAUUUAUUUGCCGCAGAAGGGGGCCCUACUCACCUACACGGUGACUAGGGCUCUAUAGCGUUAGGAAUACAUAUUUGUUCCUUUAAAGACUGAUGGAAAUAAAAGACACGAGCUGUGCAAGAAUUAGACUUUUAUUGCUAUCGUAAUUACAGUAACUAAUAGAAACAUACUAUUAUAAAGGUUACGAAGAUCUAACCUAAAGAAAAACAAUUGACAAGAAACUGACGCCCCCAUUUUAAGGCAUUAAAUAGAUAAUGCAUUUACAUUAUGCAAAUUAAUAUAUAAAGAGACUACACUACACUGCAAGUGCCAGAAGCACGCAGACCAGAGGAUCCACCAAUCAGAAGCCUCAUAUGCCGAUUUUUGGGGUCUGAUUGUAUCCCUUUUUUUUCUAGUAGUUUGUCAUGCAACUUGAAGGAUAACUUUGAUUCAGCUCCAAUACAGUCUCUCAUAGAAGGAAAGAAGUGGUUUAAUGGAACAAUCUUACAAAAAACUACAUUUUAAAAAAUUGGAUUUGUUUCUUAUUUUUUUUCUUCAAUUUGAUUUAAAAAAAAAUCACCAUAAAACUUGUCUGUAAAGUAUCGAGACAGACCCUUCUUCUAAACCCAAUCAUCUAUCAAUGCAGUCACCAGUUAUGACUUUUGUCCAGUCCGAUGCUUCUCAUAGCGCCUGGCUGUGUGCCAUAACAAUUAAUAUUUGUACAAGACCUAGGUACUCCUGGCACCAUAACCACUACAGCGGCUUUAGUCGUUAUGAUUGGAGUAACUCUUUAAGAAAAUUGUAUUUACUGUUUAAUGCAUUGUGACUUCUCAGGAGAUAACAAAGCUUCAGUUGUGAUGUGCUUUUUUAAUUUAUUUUAUUAUAGUUCUUGCAUGAAAUCCCAAAUUAUUGAUCUCAAGAAAAGUGGAUACCAGGAUAAAUUAAUGGAUAUUGUGCAGCCAGAUAUUGUGAUUAAAGACUGGUGAGUUAAUGUAAACAGUGGUGGGAAAUGUUGCGUUUCUCACACGGUCUGCUUAAUAGUUCACUCUUUUUACCUGCUGUAGGUUUGCUCCCAGACAUGACUGUGGCUCUAUGUAUAUAGUGCUGGUUCGGCUACUUUCCAAAAAAAGAGAAACCAUACAGGAAUUCUGUCCUGGACCUGUCUAUAUGGAGCAGUGGAGUGAUGCCGAGUGGAAAGAGGUGCGGAGAACUUCAUUUGCAACAUUUCACUUGUCCUAAAUCAGUAGAGCUAGAUUUUGCUUUUUAAUAGCAGUUAAAUAUUUAAUAUUUAUUAUUGUUGUUUCUCUUAUUUAUUAUUAUUUUAUUAUUUAUAUAGCGCCAGGAAAUUCCGUAGUGCUUAUUACUCCUAUAUUCCACAGCACUGGAUUUAUAGAGUAAAUUGUAUAUAGAAUAGCAUGUGAGCCAGAAAUAAAGCAAUCUUUGACGUACCAGCAAGGUAUAGUCUGCUCGUGUCAACACGCACUCACUAUGCUCCUUGCAUCUUACACCACAACCACGAGGGCAAGCUGUAGUGGUUAUGGUACUUGGAAUAUUCCAUUAAAUUUAUUCUCACCAUACAGCUUUUUCUUUUUUUAAUUCUUUAUUUAUUCCAAGACGAGACAUCACAAGCAGUACAUAUACAGCAACAUAAGAUUAUGCAUAAACAAGCAUGUACACUGUGAUCAUGGCAUUUUUACAUUAGCAAGAUGGGUGAACCGUCAAGGUCGCAUAGAUCCCAUAACUAGAGACCACUAAUUGUAUUUACGUCUCUAAUUUUCAAGGUAGUUCUCAUCUCUAUGUAUGGUUAGAUAUCCCGUCUGGUUUUAAAUAGUAGAUAAACAUGUAACAGAUAACAUAUGAUAUAUGACGACCGCACACGUGUUUGCAAAAACAAACAUACAAAAAAACGACUAGGAAUAGUAUACAAGUGUACGUUUGCUCCCAUGUCGCUAUUGUCUCGUACGGUCGGAUGGUAAGAUUAAGAGAUGAAAGAAAAGGAAAAAAUAGAGGAAGUGCCUUGAAAAUCCGAGGUCACAGAGGAGGAGGUAGAGGGAGGAGGGAGGUGGAGGGGUGGUGGGAGUCCGAGGAUAGCCGCCCGAUAAAAAGGCGUCAUAGGGAAUGUGCUUCCCUUCCAACCCUGUCCCCAAUGGGGGUCCGCAAAAAUCCCUCCCUGCUUGCCGGGUCCAAGUAAUAUGGUUUACUUCCUUUCUCAGAUGUCCCGAGAGGUAUGUUUGGAUGUUCUAAUUCAGUCUGCCUUUCUCUAAUCGCUUACAGUGCUAUUUGUCCAGGGGCUCCAGAUCUUAUCAAAUUUCUUCAUUGUCCCCUGACCUGUGCUGUCAGCUUGUCCAUUAGGAAAGUAUCUUUUAUUUUUUGUUUUACCAUCAUCAUUGUUGGGGUCUCCCUCUGUAGCCACACCUGUGCUAGGGCUCUUGCAUCCGCAGCCUCUCCAACACAGGUCCGUCGGGUUUUUACGCAUUUGUAACCGCGUCACUGGAGUGGUGUACCACCGAAAUAAGGUCUUAUAGGAUUGUUCCUGCAAGGAGACGCACACUGAAGAUGAUGCAGCAGCCUCCCAUAUUUCCUGCCAUUUUAUGCCCUCCAGAACCUCAAUGAGAUCUGUUUCCCACUGAUCUAUAUAUGUGAUAUCUCCCCAUUCUAGCGUGUGAGUGCUCAGAUGAGAAUAUAAACAUGAAAUUAAGCCGCUUGGGAAUUGUUCCCUCUUGCACAUCCUUUGGAAAUCGUUAACUGUGUCAACGCAGCCAUUUUGAUCCAGGAGUCUCUGGCAUAAUCCCUAAGCUGUAGAUACCGGAAGUAGUCGAAGGGUCGUAAUGGGGCCCUGCUUGUCAAUUCUUCAAAUGUUAUAAAUGAGCCGUUUUCAAACAGUUCGCACAGUCUCUGCAGUCCCGUGUUCUCAAUACCCUUGAAAUCCCAGGGACUCAUGCCCGGAAGAAAUGAUUUGUUUCUUAAGAAUGGGGUCAUGGGCGACGGGUCGGAGGUCAGGCCAUAUUUAAGGGUGGUGGCAUCCCAAAUUUUAAGGGAGUUGCGUAUCGCUCGGCAUAUCACUUGAUCUAUUGGUCUAUCUUCUUUAGGGGUCCACAUGAGGAACUGGGGCAUGUCUGGGCCCAUCAGGGCGGAUUCCAGAUCCACUCAUCUUCUGGGGGAGAGUGCCAUAGUGCAAUUUGGGCCAAUUGAGCUGCCACGUAAUAAGCCUUAUAAAGUACAUUACGGGAGAUCUUGUGUUUCUUAUUCUGCCAGAUAAACUUGCCAAUAGCCUGUUGAAGCGGUCCCAAAUUAGAUUUAGUCAACUGUACCAGAAGAGCUUGGAAUAGAAAUAGUAUCCUGGGUAGCACAUUCAUUUUCACUGAAUGUAUUCUUCCGAUCCACGAGAUCGGUUUAUUUACCCACUUCUCCAUGUCGUUUAUUAGAUGUCGAAUUAGUGGGGCAUAAUUUUGCUGGUAUAGUUGGGAGGGAUCCGCCGUCAACCAUAUGCCUAAGUAUUUGAUAUGGUCCUUCGCUAUACGUAUGUGAUAAGUCCUCCCUAUAUACGCCGCGUCAUCUUCCCUCAUACCUAUGGGGAGUGCGCUUGAUUUGUGUAAGUUGACUUUAUAGCCAGCCACCUCGCCGUAUUCCGCCAGAAUCCCAGUCAGAGCCGCCAUAGAAACCCUCGGAUUCGUUAAUGUUAACAAUACGUCAUCUGCGAAACCCGAUAUAACAUAUUGCUUACCCCCCACGGUGACACCCCUGACAUCUGGGGCAUUGCGUAUUGUUUGCAUGAGGGGUUCCAGUGAAAGGACGAACAGUAGAGGUGAAAGCGGGCAUCCUUGUCUCGUGCCAUUACUCAGAUGGGAUGGUUCGUGCUCCCGAAAUCUGGAUCUGCACCCUGACGUUUGAGUACAAGGCCUGAACAGCUGUUACGAACUGGGCCGGCAUGCCAAAGUGAUUUAAUACCUCAGAUAGGGCCAUUUGACUCUGUCAAAUGCCUUUUCGGCAUCCAGUGAUAGCAUCAGUGUCGGAGUGCCCUUCGUAGCCGGUCUCCCUAUAAGGGUUAUAUUGCGUCUUGUAUUUUCCAACAGUUGUCUGCCCGGUAUAAAGCCCACCUGAUCUGGGUGAAUCAGACCUGUAAGGAUCGGAUUCAAUCUGCCUGCUAACACUUUUGCUAAAAUUUGGGAAUCGUGAUUAAGAAAUUGGGCGAAAAUUCUCCGGGAUUGAGUCGUCUUUGCCCGGCUUAGGUAGUAAAGCUAUAUUUGCCAAGGACAUAUCUUUAUCUGGCACCCCCCAUCCAUAAGGUCGUUGAACCAGGAUUCUAAGUGAGGCAUAAGCUCCUCUCGGAAGGUUUUAUAGUAGCUUCCAUCGAAGCCAUCUGGUCCAGGUGCUUUAUUGCUUUUUUUUAAGGCGGAAAUUGCCGCAUCUAUUUCUUCAGCCGAGAUAAGAUUGCCCAAGGCAGCCGAGGCUGCCUCGUCUAACUUGGGGAGGUGUAACCGAGAGAGGAACGCUCGUAUCCCAUCAAAUUCCUGACUUGGGUCCAUGACUCCGCCUGUCGAGUGGUUAUAGAGUUUGGUAUAAUAGUCCGUGAACACCUUGGCAAUCUCCGUGGGGUUCGUCUGAUAUUCUCCUACUGCAUUCUUAAUCCUCGUAAUAUGUGUGCCCCGUUGCCUCGGUCUAAGGCAGGGGUUCUCAACGUUAGUCCUCAGGACCCCCUACCAGUCCAGGGUUUAGGGAUUACCUGGGUGUGUCUAAGGUGUUAAGAAAAAGAAAAAAAAACACCUUAGAGUCGAAGGUGUUUUUUUCCCUUUUUCUAAACACCUGAGACACACCCAGGUAAUCCCCAAAUCCUAGACUGGUAGGGGGUCCUGAGGACUGGGUUGAGAACCCCUGGUCUAAGGGAUCUUGCCAAUAAGGUAUCCAUCUUGUUAGCUUUUUCAUAAAAGGUUCGUUUUGACCACACUAUAGCUCUCGUGGUGUUAUCUAGGAGCGUUUCCCGAAUAGAGUUCCUUACGUUCUGCACCGUCGUUAAAUUAGUAGGUGUAGGGUCCGACUUAUGCCGUUGUUCCGCCUUUCUUAAAGCUUCUAAUAAUGAUGAUAACAGUUGAGACUUACGUCGUUUCUUCAAUGUCGCUUCUCUCAUACAGCUUUUUCUGAUUGCCAUGCAUAACAGAGUAGUGAGAUACUAAGACAGGUGGGAUAAACAUGUUACAUUUGUGUUUUCAUAAUAUUUAUAUCAAAGAUGUAAAAUAUUCUUGGAAUCAGCUAUGACUUGUGUGGUAUAUACCAACUAAACAUGGUGGCAAUCUGUAGGUGACUCCUACUUGCAUAGUUACAUAGUUACAUAUGCUGAACGGAGACAGGUGUCCAUCAAGUUCAGCCUUCCUCACAUUUGUUUUUUGUUGUUGAUUUUAAAAGAUACUUAAUUGAACUACUCUACAUUUCCCUUGAAUUGUGAAUAACAUCAGGUUUCAGAUUCUGCUCUAUAUUCUUAAUAUUGAACAAUAUAUAGAGACAAAGAGGACAAGCUUAUGGGGUUAACAAGUUUACUUAUAAAAAGGAGAGGUAUUUAAAAAAGCUGCCCAGUCUCAUUACCACCAUGAUUUCAUAAUGCUCCAGCACCAAUCACAUUACUCCCAUCCCAUAAUUACAUAAUCUUCCGCACAAAUCACAUUACUCCCAGCCAAUAGUCACAUCAUCUUCCAGCACCAAUCACAUUACUCCCAGCCAAUAAUUACAUACUGCUCCAGCACUAAUCACAUUACUCCCAUCACAUAAUCACAUCAUCCUCCAGCACCAAUCACAUUACUCCCAGCUAAUAAUCACAUCAUCCUCCAGCACCAAUCACAUUACUCCCAGCUAAUAAUCACAUCAUCCUCGAGCACCAAUCACAUUACUCCCAGCUAAUAAUCACAUCAUCCUCCAGCACCAAUCACAUUAUUCCCAGCCAAUAUUCACAUCAUCAGCUGCAUAGUCCGUUCCACCUCUCCAUUCUUUGUGAUUGGCGAAGGUUAGAUCUACUCAGAGUGUAGAAUUUCUUAUUGCAUAAAUAGUGUGAUCCGAGGGCAAGCUGUGGAUGCUCAAUUUAUAGCUAUGGAAGUUGAAUUGGACAUUUAUUUGGAACCUAAUUUACUAUGUGUCAUUUUUGGAGUUUACAAAAAACUUUAAUUUUCAUGGACAUUUCUAAGUAUUAAAAUCUAGUAAUUCCAAACUUCUUUCACAGAUGACUCACACAUUCCGCGAUUACGGAGAGGGAGUCCGUUAUAUAUAUUUUCAACAUGGUGGAAAGGACACGCAGUUUUGGGCUGGAUGGUAUGGCGUCCGAGUGACUAACAGCAGUGUCACUAUUGAACCAGAAAAUCUCCUUGCGUGAUCGUGGAAUGGCGAACGUAUGCCCCUUAUUCUGCUGCCACACUAGGACACUGAAUAUUUUUCAGCAAAUUAAUUUACCUAUUUUAUCUGAAACUUAUUUAAAGCCUUAUUAGUAAUUUGUCUAAACUGACUAUGACAUAAGAAUGCUUUAAAAUGUUCUGAUUCUGCUAAAGGGACACUCUCUAAGCAACAUAACCACUGCGUUGAGCUGUAAUAUUGCACUGAUCUCCACUGGUUAUGUUGAUAGUGUGUCCCUUAAUAGAUUUUCUUGUUUAAAAAAUAUUAAAUGUCUUCAUCUAUGCAAUGAAAAUUAUAUUUAGAAUUUGUCUUUUUUUUUGCCUUACAUAUAUAAAUAUACAACUUGUAAAGAGUUGAAAAUAGGAUAUAAAAUCUAGCAUGAAUAUUGAUGAUUUAUUUAUUUUAUUUGAUUGUAUUUUUUUGGAUAAAGAAAAUGGUAUCAUUCCUUUAACAGGUAAAGAUCAUGUUACCAUAGAAGGCAUGGAUAAAGGUGAGAGAAGGGGAAUUAGGAAAUUGAGAUUCAGGUAUUUAAUAUUAUAGAAUGGAAGACCAGAGGAGAGGACUUGAGGUCAGAGGGAGUCCGACGAGUGGGUUGUGGUCUGGGUGAGCCAGGUGAGUAGGCUCAGUGUCUGGAAAUCCAGAGGAGAGGACUUGAGGUCAGAGGAAGUCCAGGGAGUGGGCUCUGGUCUGGGUGAGCCAGGGGAGAAGGCUCAGUGUCUGGCAAUCUAGAGGAGAGGACUUGAGGUCAGAGGAAGUCCAGGGAGUGGGCUCUGGUCUGGGUGAGCCAGGGGGAAAGGCUCAGUGUCUGGGAAUCUAGAGCAGAGGACUUGAGGUCAGAGGGAGUCGGGGGAGUGGGCUCUAGUCAUGGUGAGCCAGUCAAAGGGAGGCAGGGGAGUUGGCUUAGUGUUUGUGAGGAUAUGGAGGAGAGGGUUUGAGGGCUUUGGGUAGCAGGUGAGAGAUGGCUCAGUACUUGGGGAAUCUAAAGGAGAGUUGUUGUUUUUUUUAUGUCUGCGGCAGCAGGGAGAGGACGGGAGUUCAAGGGGAGCCAGAUUUUCUUCAAGUAGACCUGUUCCUAGUUGGGGUCUCUGCAUUUUUUGCCAAGACCAUACCUAGUUAUGUGUCCCUUGCGAGGUGGCACCACCAUCUUCCUUUUUCAACUUCUUGCAGAUGAAGCUGUCGGGAGCUGCAGAGUGCAAGACAGGCAAAUCCACAGUGUAUGAAGAUGCCUCAUGCAUCUACUGUUCAUCGUGCAAAAAGAUGCCUUUUCCUAUUAGCCGGGGUGAGUGAUGACUGAUGGAAAAUGGCAAAAAAAAAAGGCUGUAGAAAAUAAAGUAAGUCUGCUUUUAACAUUUUUGGAAGUGUACAUAAAACAAAACACUAAAUAUGUAUAUCUGUUCAUUAAUCCCCUUUCAAGUGAAAAUGUAAUGAAUUAGGAUUAUGACCUGUUUUGUUUUUGUGUAUACCCACUGUCGAAAUGGUCAGACUGACCCAGGAUUCAGCUAGCGAAAUCCUGGUUCCUAAAUUUCCCAUAUUAGCUACAGAACUAAUUUCUGCAAUUAAUGAAGAUUCACCCCUCUUUUUCCAAAUCAAAUGUUCCUCACAGAGAUGCAAAGAGGACAAAUCUCACAUCCAAAUUACAUAGUUACAUACCUGAAAAGAGACUUGCGUCCAUCAAGUUCAGCCUUCCUCACAAAUGUUUUUGCUGUUGAUCCAAAAGAAGGCAAAAAACCCAGUUUGAAGCACUUCCAAUUUUGCCACAAUUCCUUUUGGGACCCCCAGAAUGGCAGUCAGAUAUCUCCUUGGAUCAAGCAGCUUUUACCCCACUAAUUAUACAUAUUACAUAUAUCCCUGUAUGUUAUGUUUUUGCAAGUACUUAUCCAAUUUCAGUUUAAACAUCUGUAUGGACUCUGAUAAAACCACCUCUUCAGACAGAGAAUUCCAUAUCCUUAUAGUUCUUACUGUAAAAACAAACAAACUUUUCUUUGCCUGAGAUUAAAUCUCCUUUCUUC
Molecule: messenger RNA, 22678 nt
Organism: Pelobates cultripes (western spadefoot toad)
Lineage: Eukaryota; Metazoa; Chordata; Amphibia; Anura; Pelobatidae
Source: the annotation of a GenBank genome assembly